Messenger RNA from Diaporthe citri, 330 nucleotides. RefSeq lists its product as uncharacterized. Gene Ontology annotation, biological process: intracellular iron ion homeostasis. Lineage: Eukaryota; Fungi; Ascomycota; Sordariomycetes; Diaporthales; Diaporthaceae. Gene Ontology annotation, cellular component: nucleus; cytosol. The transcript has 4 exons. The record is from RefSeq and is a predicted model, not a curated record. The coding region runs from base 1 to 330 and encodes 109 amino acids. Gene Ontology annotation, molecular function: 2 iron, 2 sulfur cluster binding.
AUGGAGAACACUGCAGUGUCAGAGGCCGCGCUCAAGGCCUCCAUCAUAGAGCGGCUCAACGCCAUCCAUGUCGACAUCACCGACAUGUCUGGCGGCUGUGGCCAGGCCUUCUCAACCUUGAUUGUCUCGCCCGACUUCGCCGGGAAGAACUCGCUCAAGAGACACCGCCUAGUCAAUUCCGCCCUGAAGGAGGAGAUUGCCGCCAUCCAUGCAUGGACUGCAAAAUGCCAGACACCCGAGGAGUGGCAAAAGGCAAAGGCUGCCACUGGUGACGAUGCGCCCCGCCUUGACGGUACUGUGGAUGGUAAAGUUCAGGGCAGUACUGCCUGA